Solanum dulcamara is the source of this 622-nucleotide messenger RNA. RefSeq lists its product as uncharacterized. NCBI's taxonomy places the organism in Eukaryota, Viridiplantae, Streptophyta, Magnoliopsida, Solanales, Solanaceae. The transcript is spliced from 3 exons. Bases 182 to 622 code for a protein of 146 amino acids. The record is from RefSeq and is a predicted model, not a curated record.
AGGAAGAAAAUCUUUUGCAUUUGUUCAGGUGUCCAUCAGAAAAGAGGGCUCUGAGAAUUAUACUCAGAGAUUUGAUACUCCUUAUCAAGGGUAUUAACAGAUAGCCACUAGGAAAGAACCAAUUCAUGAUAGUAAGGAAAAGAAGAAGUGGUUAGGUCCACUACCUACUCCAUCAGACAAAAUGCAGGAUUUAAUCCGAGAAUAUGCUGUCAUGAUCCUCAAAGAUGUUACACGUGCGAGGCUUGAGAAGGGAUCAACAGCUAAAGGGAGUGACAAUGACUCUACGGGAAAGAGAAAUAGCUCUUUAGAUCCAUCAACAUCGACUAAUGGAGAAAUAUCUACUCUUUUACCUGCCAAAUGGACCAAUAUGCAGGGCUUACCAAGAGAGCACGAGGCAGGCCAAAACCGUCUCUAUGUACUAUACACUCGCCAGGAAUCUGAGACUUCACCAGAUGUUGUGACAGGUGUGUUCAAGCAUGUUCAGACCACCACACAGGGGCAACUCAACCGUAAAGUCACAGAAGCAAUGGCUAUAGAUUUUGUGAUACACCAUUCACACCAAAUUCAGAUUAGGUCGUCUGCCUUUCAAAGACACAUUGGAUGUCACCUUCCUAAACUGUGA